AAAACCAUCCUUUCUUCUCAAUUCCUCUCAUUUCCUGUCCCUCUUGCUCAGUUUCGUCUUCUUGCAACCCAUCGUCUCCUAGAUCUUCCUCGCCCAAGAAUUUCUCCUGAAUUCCUCCUCCCAUUUCUGUUCUUGCGCUCAGCGUUCGAAUCCCCAUUUUUUCUGUCAGUGUUUCAAUCUUGACCUUAAUCUUGGGUAAAGCCUGCUCCUUGAUGCUUUCUACGGCGCCAAGGCGGCGCCUUUGAGGAGAUUUGCUCUUGUUGGAGCCGAGAAGAUGAACAAGGACAAGGCUCCGAUGCCGGGAGACGACGGCUCCGCCUCCGGCUUGCCUCCGCAGUCCUCGCGCCGUGCGGGGGCGCCGCCCUCUUCGUCGACCCCGCCGCCGGAGUACGACAUCAGCCGCAUGCCGGACUUCCCUACCCGGAACACGGGCCACCGGCGCGCACACUCCGAGAUCCUGAGUCUCCCCGACGACCUCGACCUCAGCGCCCCCGGCGCCGGCGAUGGGCCGUCGCUGUCGGACGAGAACGACGAGGAGCUCUUCUCCAUGUUCCUUGAUGUGGACAAGCUGAACUCAUCGUGCGGGGCGUUGUCGGAAGCCGAGGCCGAGUCGUCAUCUGCCGCGGCUGGCGAGGCUGAGGAGACCGGGCUGGGCCACGCGCCUAGGCCAAGGCAUCAGCACAGCCAGUCCAUGGACGAGUCCAUGUCGAUCAACGCGGAACAGCUGGUUGGGGCGCCGGGCAUGGAUGGGAUGUCGUCCGCAGAGGCUAAGAAGGCAGUGUCCGCGGCGAAGCUUGCUGAGCUUGCUCUUGUCGACCCGAAGAGGGCGAAAAGGAUUUGGGCUAACAGACAAUCUGCUGCAAGAUCAAAGGAAAGGAAAAUGCGCUAUAUUUCUGAACUUGAGCGCAAGGUGCAAACCCUGCAAACAGAAGCAACAACAUUGUCAGCUCAGCUGGCAUUGCUGCAGAGAGACACCACUGGGCUAACAACUGAGAAUAGUGAGUUGAAGAUACGUCUGCAGGCCAUGGAGCAACAAGUCCACUUACAAGAUGCUUUGAACGACACUGUGAAAGCUGAGGUUCAGCGGCUGAAGGUAGCAACAGGACAGGUGGCCAAUGGUGGUGGAGGGAUGAUGAUGAACUUUGGCACCAUGCCGCGCCCAUUUGGAGGUAACCAGCAGAUGUUUCACAACAACCAAGCGAUGCAAUCUAUGAUGGCGACGCAUCAGCUGCAGCAGCUGCAGCUCCACUCUCAGCCCCAGCAGCAGCCAAUGCACCCGCUGCAGGCGCCGCAGCUCCAGCAGGCGGCAAGAGAGUUCAAGAUGAAAGGGCCGAUGGGCAUGCAGGGCCAGUGGGGUGAUGGGAAGUCAGGGAGCAGCGGCAGUUGAGCUACUGACUCUGAUAAAAGUUUGGUGUCUGUGGUGGUUAGGAGUGGAGAUCGCUUGUUUUGGGGAUGCUGCUGCGCAAGUAUAGUUAUCAUUAACUCAGUUACCUAUCUAUAUAGGCUCAGUUCGGCUUCAGCUUCGGUUUAUCGUUAACUCAGUUACUUAUAGGUUCAGUUCUGCUGGGUCACAGAUGUUUAUCUGCUGGAUGGAGUCUGUUUGUAUCUCUUUGCUAGUUUAAGUGUAAAAAAAAAUGUUGGAUCCUUAAGAGUGCCGGAUGAAUUCUUCCGUUUUGGUCAGGUACUCACUCAGGUAGCACAUCACUAGGAUGUAUUGCAUCUAGAUAUGUAUCCUUUGGUGGUGUUGUUAUUUAACUCUGAAGUCACUGCUGGAUUUGGAA
Molecule: messenger RNA, 1781 nt
Organism: Phragmites australis (common reed)
Lineage: Eukaryota; Viridiplantae; Streptophyta; Magnoliopsida; Poales; Poaceae
Product: transcription factor RF2a-like
Exons: 4
Coding region: 275-1387 (370 amino acids)
Biological process (GO): regulation of DNA-templated transcription
Cellular component (GO): nucleus
Molecular function (GO): DNA-binding transcription factor activity
Source: RefSeq, a predicted model, not a curated record